AUGGGCGUUCAGAAAAAGACUCGCAAGUUUGCGCAGGUCAAAAGAAUCAUCGGCCAACGAGACGCUCGGCUCAAGAAAAAUCAAGAUGCUGGUAUAGCCGAAGAGAAGACGAAGAAGAACGACGAAGAAGUGAUCAGAGAGGUGCCUCAAGUCUCCUCUGCUUUAUUCUUCCAAUACAAUACAGCCUUGGUGCCUCCAUACCAAGUCCUCGUUGACACCAACUUCCUUUCCCAUACUGUGCAGAAAAAACUCGACUUACUACCGACAAUGAUGGACUGUCUCUACGCAAAAUGCAUACCUAUUAUCACGGACUGUGUCAUGGCUGAACUCGAAAAGCUGGGGACGAAGUACAGAAUAGCCUUGCGCAUUGCCAGAGACGAACGCUGGGAGCGACUCAAAUGCGGCCACAAAGGCACAUAUGCCGAUGACUGCAUCGUGGAUAGGGUUGCAAGGCACAAGAUCUAUAUUGUGGCCACCAACGACAGAGAUCUCAAGCGCAGAAUCCGCAAGAUCCCUGGUGUUCCCAUCAUGAGUGUUGCAAGAGGCAAAUAUGUGAUUGAAAGGCUUCCUGAGCUGCCCCAGAUAACCUCAUCAUAA
This is a messenger RNA of Capronia epimyces CBS 606.96, 597 nucleotides long. RefSeq names its product rRNA-processing protein FCF1. Gene Ontology annotation, cellular component: nucleolus; small-subunit processome. Bases 1 to 597 code for a protein of 198 amino acids. The record is from RefSeq and is a predicted model, not a curated record. NCBI's taxonomy places the organism in Eukaryota, Fungi, Ascomycota, Eurotiomycetes, Chaetothyriales, Herpotrichiellaceae. The transcript has 3 exons.